Glycine soja is the source of this 903-nucleotide messenger RNA. Its product is annotated as peroxisomal membrane protein PMP22-like. The transcript has 7 exons. Bases 91 to 648 code for a protein of 185 amino acids. NCBI's taxonomy places the organism in Eukaryota, Viridiplantae, Streptophyta, Magnoliopsida, Fabales, Fabaceae. The record is from RefSeq and is a predicted model, not a curated record. Gene Ontology annotation, cellular component: cytoplasm; membrane.
UUAAUAAUGCACACGAGACACGAAUUGCAGUCCCAGGCGCAGUUACCUGUUCUGUUAUUGAGUCAAAGGGUGUGAGUGAGUGUGAGCAAGAUGGGUUCUUUGGCAAAGAAGGGACUCAACAAUUACGUCAAACAGCUCCAGCAACACCCUUUGAGAACCAAGGUAAUCACUGCAGGGGUACUAUCAGCGAUCAGCGAUGUUGUGUCUCAGAAACUUACUGGGAUACAGAAACUUCAACUCAAACGUCUUCUUUUCAAAGUGAUUUUCGGAGCUGCUUAUCUUGGACCCUUUGGACACUUUUUUCAUUUAAUACUGGAUAAAAUUUUCAAAGGAAAGAGAGAUUCAAAAACUGUGGCCAAGAAGGUUCUGAUUGAACAGUUGACAUCUAAUCCUUGGAACAAUUUGCUUUUCAUGAUUUACUACGGAUUAGUUGUUGAAGGCCAACCUUGGGUGAAUGUGAAAGCUAAAGUUAAGAAGGAUUAUCCAUCAGUGCAGUAUACAUCAUGGACGGUCUGGCCUGUUGUGGGGUGGAUAAAUCACAAAUUCAUGCCUCUUCAUUUCCGUGUUGUUUUCCAAAGCUUAGUAGCAUUUUUCUGGGGAGUAUUCUUGAACCUUCGAGCACGAUCUAUGGCAUUGAUUAAAGCCUGAAGCAAAGAAGAUUACUGUAUAUGCUCCUGCUUGCUAGGAAACUGUUACUCUUUCCAGUGUAGUUUGCAUUAGUUUAAACUAAUCAAAAUAAGAUCUGCUGUUCAUGUUAAUGUCUUGGCAAGAUCUUUUAGUUUGUCUGAUUAUUUAGACAUGGUUAAUUUGCGGUGCUCGGAAUAUACAAGUUUGCGAAUGUUAAUGGGUGUUUAAACAAACGGUGAUAAAAUUGAUUUUGAAGAAAUGUAUUUAUGUUUUAGA